Gekko japonicus is the source of this 4814-nucleotide messenger RNA. RefSeq names its product MAU2 sister chromatid cohesion factor (gene MAU2). Gene Ontology annotation, molecular function: protein binding; double-stranded DNA binding. The record is from RefSeq and is a predicted model, not a curated record. Bases 1 to 1827 code for a protein of 608 amino acids. Gene Ontology annotation, cellular component: chromatin; SMC loading complex. NCBI's taxonomy places the organism in Eukaryota, Metazoa, Chordata, Lepidosauria, Squamata, Gekkonidae. Gene Ontology annotation, biological process: maintenance of mitotic sister chromatid cohesion; mitotic sister chromatid cohesion. The transcript is spliced from 20 exons.
AUGGAUUAUGGGCAAACGAAGAGGCAGAGCGCGACCACCAGCGCCACGGGGGGCGGCGGCGGCGGCUCCUCGGCGUCGUCGUCGUCGUCCUCCUCGGCGGCGUCCGGCGUGGGCGGCUCGUCGUCGUCGGGGGCGUCGGAGUCGUGGUACGUGGCGCUGCUGGGCCUGGCCGAGCACUUCCGCACGUCCAGCCCGCCCAAGGUGCGCCUCUGCGUCCACUGCCUCCAGGCCGUGCUGCCCCGCAAGCCCCCCGCCCGCGUCGAGGCCCGCACCCACCUCCAGCUCGGCUCCGUCCUCUACCACCACACCCGCAACGGAGAGCAGGCCCGGGGGCACCUCGAGAAGGCGUGGUUGAUAUCACAGCAAAUUCCUCAGUUUGAGGAUGUCAAGUUUGAAGCAGCCAGCCUCCUCUCUGAGCUAUAUUGUCAAGAGAACUCGGUUGAUGCGGCGAAGCCGUUGCUGCGAAAGGCCAUCCAGAUUUCCCAGCAGACUCCAUACUGGCACUGCCGCCUCCUCUUCCAGCUUGCACAACUCCACACGCUUGAAAAAGACUUAGUGUCAGCCUGUGAUCUUCUGGGAGUUGGAGCAGAAUAUGCCCGGGUGGUUGGGUCGGAAUACACAAGAGCAUUGUUUCUACUCAGUAAAGGCAUGCUGCUUCUCAUGGAGAGGAAGCUGCAGGAGGUGCACCCGCUCCUGACUCUCUGUGGGCAGAUUGUGGAGAACUGGCAGGGAAACCCCAUCCAGAAGGAGUCGUUGCGGGUGUUCUUCUUGGUGCUACAGGUGACACACUACCUGGAUGCUGGCCAGGCCAAAAACGUCAAGCCAUGUCUGAAGCAGCUUCAGCAGUGCAUCCAGACCAUUUCAACCCUCCACGAUGACGAGAUCCUGCCCAGCAACCCUGCGGAUCUCUUCCAUUGGCUGCCCAAGGAGCACAUGUGUGUGCUGGUCUACUUGGUGACAGUGAUGCACUCGAUGCAAGCCGGCUACUUGGAGAAGGCUCAAAAGUACACCGACAAAGCGCUUAUGCAGUUGGAGAAACUCAAGAUGCUGGACUGCAGCCCAAUCUUAUCGUCCUUCCAAGUUAUCUUGCUAGAGCAUAUCAUCAUGUGCCGGCUUGUCACGGGGCACAAAGCUACGGCGUUGCAAGAGAUCUCUCAGGUUUGCCAGCUCUGCCAACAGUCUCCCAGGCUCUUUUCUAAUCAUGCGGCUCAGCUGCAUACUCUUCUGGGGCUGUACUGCAUUUCCGUCAACUGCAUGGACAAUGCGGAAGCACAGUUCACCACAGCGCUGCGGCUUUACAGUUUGUUGGAAAGGAUAAAUCCAGACCACAACUUCCCUGUCAGCUCCCACUGUUUGCGGGCUGCCGCCUUCUACAUCAGAGGACUCUUCUCCUUCUUCCAGGGGAGGUACAACGAAGCCAAGCGUUUUUUACGGGAGACGUUGAAAAUGUUAAACGCAGAAGAUCUGAACCGCUUAACAGCCUGCUCCCUUGUUCUCCUGGGUCACAUCUUUUAUGUAUUGGGGAAUCAUAGGGAGAGUAACAACAUGGUGGUCCCAGCCAUGCAACUUGCCAGCAAAAUCCCCGAUAUGUCUGUGCAGCUGUGGUCCUCGGCUCUCUUGAGGGAUCUGAACAAAGCAUGUGGGAAUGCGAUUGACGCCCACGAAGCCGCACAGAUGCACCAGAACUUCUCUCAGCAGCUGCUCCAAGACCACAUCGAGGCUUGUAGCCUCCCAGAGCACAACCUUAUCACGUGGACAGAUGGACCGCCUCCCGUACAGUUUCAGGCGCAAAACGGACCCACGACCAGCCUGGCCAGCCUGUUGUGAAAGAGCGACACGUUGCCCGAAAAGAAGACAGCUUUCCUUAACACUGAGCUUUUUUUAUACGUCGGAUGGGCUGCAGAUCCCUCCUCUAGUGGGGUUUCUCUAGGAUUCCUCCUCCAGAACCUUGCAGGAGAUGUGCUUGGGAGCCCAUUUCAGAGACUCGCCAGUGUGAUGCAGGCAUUUGGAACUCUUCAGAUUUCUGCGUGGGAGUGUUAUCACUUGGGUUGUGUGUGUGUGUUGGCAUGUAGCAUUGUGAGAGGUGGGCGGGCAGCUUUCAGUGCAUCCCCCUCCCUGUUGCUCAGAAUUAGGUUUUACAUUAUUCCGAGACAGAGCUCCUUCAGUUGGGCUGGAUCUUAGCAUUAUUUUUUUAAAUAAAGGAAAUACACCCUCUUAUAAUGAAGGAAAAGGCCCAGCAUUGGUAGAAAGAAGGUGUUUAAAAAAAAAAAAAAAGCCCAAACUUCCUUCUUGUGAAUUAAAACCAUCCCUGAAAAUCCCACAUUGUUCUUUUAACUUGUGCUGUGUUGCCCUGAUUGUGCCUGAAGGUGUUAGAUUGUUUUUUCCCGAUGAAGCUCGCGUUGGAGAAGGUCCCACGGUUGGUGGCCAUUCCACGUUACUAAUGCAGGCUGCAUGCUCACUGUCCAUGUAGCUGUGGCUGCCUCUCACAUGGGAUUUGGUGCCGUGGGCCUGUUGUGCACGUUUUGAAAAGACCAGCACAUGAAGGGCAGAAAGACAGCAGCGCAUACUUCUGUGCGGUGCUUUAAACAGUCUUCAUACUCCAUCUUGGAGGGCAGUGGCCGGAAUCCGGAGAGACUUCAGGAUAGUCUGAGCUCUUCCCAUAACCCUGGGUUUAACCUCCUUUAGCUCCCCAGAAGGAUACAUCUAAUCCCUUCUGUUUUCUAAAACAGUUUUUUGUUCAGCCUCGCUUGCUUGCGAAUCUGCGUUAGAGGACUUUCCCCAUUUCCCUGUUCUCGAAUGUAAAAAAAUCACUUUCCUGUUCUCUAAUGUAAUUGUCUCCCAUGGCAAGCAGUGCCACUUUCCCAGACCGAUGAACACCGAAUUUACAAGUGGACCUCUGGGCUUAUCUGGUGUUUGCUUACAGUAAGGGCUUCUGGGAGAAAGUGCUCCCGAAUGCAGAGCUGAGCUUCCUUGAAAGUCUGUGCGUUUUAUUAAGUCCUUAUCGUCGUGAGGAUGUGCUCGAAAGGUCUUGGCAACACUGCCCUGAAGUCUCGGGAGCCAGUGGAGGGACUGUCAAAGAUGGAUCAAGGUGGGCUCUGGUGUCCAGUCGUGCUCCUUGCCUCUUCCUCAUAACCCAGCACGGUAAAAAUGGCGGGCAGUCGCACGCAAGCCGAGGAAGAAAUGCUGGUGUAUUCCAUUUGCAUAGAUUUCCAUUAAAGAAUUCAGCUUUUUUUGGGAGGGGGGGGGAGUAAAAUGUUAAAAAAAAUGUUCACGGAGUGGAGACGUAGCCUUGCUUACUGGUUUUAAUUGCGUUCCUAAUUAUGAAUUAGCACUACGACAGUUGAUCAUGUGAAAACGGUUAGCCUCUUGCUGAACGGGAAGAUUGGUUUUGCUGCCACCUCUCCCCCUCUCCCCUCGUGAAAUUGGUCCAGGAGAAACCAGCUUUGCGGCGCAUGGAGAGAAUACCUGGGGAGAAACGGGAAGGAAUUGUGGGGAGCGCAGGUAUGGGGGAGGAUCCAGAGGUGAGAAUCCCUUGCCUUUAGACCCCUCCCCAGGAUGACUGAGCUUUGAUUGGAAUAUAUGCUAGUAUAGAUCAUGUUCAUUCACAAACACAGCAAUAAUGCGGCAGCUGCUGGAUACACCCCAGUCGGAAGCAAUUAACGGUCUUUCGAUCACGCCAGUGCUGACAGGAAUUUCUUACCCUUGGAAGAGAGACAAAAGUGUAAUAAUAGUUCAUACAAUGAGUUGUCCUUUGACAGUCCUUGACCGGUGGGCCGGCCAGCCCUAACACCGACAGACGCAGGCACAAAAGUAUGGCUCCAUUACAAAGCCAGUGGAAGCGUACAGGUCCUCCCGGUCACCCUCUGGUGAGCUGGAUGCAGGGCUGCUCUCUUCUCCGUCACCUAGGACAGCGGUCUUCAACCUCUCCAGGCACCCUGGAGCUUGCGUGUGCCUCACGGAAAGAGAUGUGACAUCGGUUUCCCUGCAUGAGAAGAGUGGCGGCUGGAAUCAUUACGACCUUGCCAGUUUUCAGGCCCCUGGACCAAGAGAGCGGGGUGUCAGGAGAGAACGAGGAGGCAUACAAGGGACAAGGCACGGAUCAGAGCCAUGGAGGAAUCUCGUCCACCAGGUCAUCUCCCUUUGCCGUUCUGCCGCCGCUCACCGUGUGCGGGCAAAAAGAAGGAAAAAGCCAGUGGCGCCUUUGCUCCUGUUAGCAAGCAAGGCCUUCUGAAAGGCAGCCUCACCUGUACAGGCAUGCAAUCUGAUAGGUAGGGCUCUGGGUCCCCACACGCGGGUUGAAGAACACUGUGCCACGGCAGAGGAGGGGAGGGUCUUGUUUUUCUUGUGAGGAGAGAGGUCCGGCCUGGGCUGGAUAGGAAGGUGCCCUCCCAGCCUUUUCUCUUUUCUGUGUAGCAGUGGUCAAAAGAUACAGGCCCAGCCUGCUCCACUGGUCCAGUCUGGUACUGUUCGGACUUAAAUUGUUUACCUUGCAAAUGAAACUGGGAAACUGCCCCCCCCCCCCCAUUACCUUGGCCAGAGAAAUGGGAUAGAAUCUUGUGGGCCAGAUCAAGCUGCCUUUGUGGCUCACAGGCCAUCCCUGCCACCAUGCAUCUCCUGGUUGCCUUCCCAUCCCGAGUUCUUUUUCUCCCCAGCCUCUCUCCCUCCCUCCCCCUCGAAAGCCUCAUUUCUGUGUGGGUGGAUGAGUGUAAGGUGGGGUGUGUUUUUUUUGCACUGUCUGAAUGUGGCAUCUGCCUGUUUGGCCAAGACCACCUGCUUCAACACUUCCUUGGCUUGUGAAAUUCUCCUAUUAUGAA